This is a messenger RNA of Seriola aureovittata, 7072 nucleotides long. RefSeq names its product prostaglandin E receptor 3 (subtype EP3) (gene ptger3). The transcript has 2 exons. Bases 614 to 1792 code for a protein of 392 amino acids. Gene Ontology annotation, biological process: phospholipase C-activating G protein-coupled receptor signaling pathway; adenylate cyclase-activating G protein-coupled receptor signaling pathway; inflammatory response. Lineage: Eukaryota; Metazoa; Chordata; Actinopteri; Carangiformes; Carangidae. Gene Ontology annotation, molecular function: prostaglandin E receptor activity. Gene Ontology annotation, cellular component: plasma membrane. The record is from RefSeq and is a predicted model, not a curated record.
GAUGUUUGUCGGCUUGAAAAAAUUUAAUUACAUACUUAAAUGUGAAAACCCAUCAAAUGAUCAACGGUCGGAGGUAGCCUGAUGAUUUAACACAUCCCACCUUUAUAUAACCCCUCCUAGCUCUGCUCUCAGAUGCUUAAGGACCAUGUGUCCGUACUUUCCCCCGUAAGAGGCGCAGUGUAGGUUGUUUUUUUCCCACUAUCUCAUCAGAUGAGUCCGCCUGUGUGCUCACUUCAAGAUUUAAAUGAUUAUCCCUGGCAUCUUAACUUAUGUGAGUCCGUAGCAGGUGCGUCUGAGAACUUGUUCCACUCAUCUAAAGUGUCAUAGCCUCUACUUGUGAAGAGGAAGUUAAUAAACUAAGAUAAUCAGUAAGGCAGACAUCCUACAAGGUUUGCAGAAAUCGGGUUUAUGGUUAAUUGAAUAGAUCUAAAGCACAUGCAGACUCAGCUGUUUGCUUCCUCUGGGUGCUUUUCUAAAUAGUCCCGCCUCCAGCGCGUAAAGGAUCCAACGCGCUUUUACGCACGGCAUUCAGUUGGAGCAGUUUGGAGCGUAAGAGGAUGCUGGACUCUCACAUGGCUUACUCGCUGUAUAUAGGUUGACCCUCUCCGAAAGGAUGACUACGGACACUUGUGAUUCUCCAGAGGACUUUCAAGCUACUGUUGCAGAGAUGCUGGUCCCUAACAUCUCCAAGACAAUACGCGAAGACAAUGUUACCAAAAAUUCAAGUUGUGGAUUUGUAUCAGUUGGUUUCCCUAUAACCAUGAUGAUCACUGGCAUGGUGGGCAACUCAUUAGCUCUUAUUCUGGUGUAUAUCUCUUACAGAAAGAAGGAAAAUAAAAGGAAAAAGUCGUUCUUGCUCUGCAUUGGAUCGCUGGCUUUGACCGACCUGUUUGGACAGCUUUUGACAAGUCCAAUAGUAAUAUCAGUUUACAGAGCUGGUCAGAACUGGGAGCGCAUCGACUCAACGGGCCAACUGUGCGCUUUUUUCGGUGUGUGCAUGACAACAUUUGGCCUGUCCGCUCUCUUCUUGGCCAGUGCCAUGGCAAUUGAAAGGGCCAUGGCGAUAACAAAUCCCCACUGGUACUCCAAUCACAUGAAGACGAAUGUGACAAAGCAGACUUUGGCUGUCAUAUUGUUUCUUGUGUUGCUCUUUGCGCUACUGCCCAUUGCAGGGGUCGGGAAAUACCAACAGCAGUGGCCGGGCACAUGGUGCUUUAUCAGCACGGGAGACAGAGAAGUCCCGGGCAAUAUGUUUUUCUCCAUCACAUUCGCUGUACUUGGGAUUUUCUCUCUGCUUAUAACAGUUUCCUGCAAUGUAGUGACGAUCCGGGGCUUAAUUAUCCGGUGUAAAACAAAGUCCGGCACGUCUCAGUCUUCAAAACAGUGGGAGCGACUCACCACGGAGACAGUCAUUCAACUGUUAGGGAUCAUGUGCGUCCUGCUUGUAUGCUGGUCUCCUCUGUUGGUGCUGAUGCUGAGGAUGAUCUCCACCCAGGUGUCCUCCCACGAGUGUAGUUCAAGAACAGUGACGUCCAGUCAAGCCUCCGGCCGGGAUGUCCAUUUAGACUGUAACUUCUUUCUGACGGCGAUCCGCCUGGCCUCCCUCAACCAGAUCCUGGACCCGUGGGUCUAUCUGCUCUUCAGGGAGAUCCUCCUCCGUAAGGUCUGCAUUGUGGCUAACGCCGUGUCCAACUGCUCUUUAGAUGAACGCAAGGAGACUCAGACGGCACUGGAUGCUCUUAACAAGCAGAACCAAGAAAGCAACCACCUUCAUAAACCACAAAGUAGCUAAGUUGACCUUUGACGGGAAUCCCUAUCUUGUGGCUGUGAACCCAGGACAGGUUAGAAGGAUGGAUGCAGUAUUGUCUUGGAUGUGUUGUUACAAAACACAGAAGGAUAUUGUGCAUUGGGAAAUAAGAGUAGUCUCUGUUGCAGUGUUAAUGAAAACCAGCCAGUUCUGCUCUGGGUGCAUUUGUUUUGCUUCAAACACAUUCCAUUCAAAGUCACCUAACCAGCAUGUGUACGCAUGACCGUGUCACCUCUUGCAUUUGCCUACAGAGUGGCUGCCAGAAAUUCCCUCUUUGCCAGUUUUCAGUUUUGAUAACAUCUCCCAGACCCAAGCAUUGAAAAUGGGUGACUCUAAACCGGCUUAUAUGGAAGUGGUGCAUUUCAUCCUCUUUUUUUAGUUUCUUAUCUUAGUCAUUGCUUUCAUCAACUUUAAGAAAUAAGCCAAAUAAAGGACAAAUGGUUUUUUGUGAAUACCUGUAAAUAAAAAAAAGGGGGAACUGUAAAUUGCUGACAUUAAGUUAAGAAUAGCUUUGAUAUAUCUUACAUGAACUGUAUCCACUUUGUUUAAAAAUGAUCUCUGGUCAUGCAGAAGAAAAAUGCAAAUCCUCAACUGGAGCCAUUUGUUGAUUGUAAUUGACUAAAUGAGUAUUUAUUAGUGUGUUGUAGUAAUAUGAAGUCAGUUGUUUCUGAGCUGAACGCUGAUGAUGGUCCCAGUUGGGUAUCAGUUGUUGUAAAUCUUAUAAUACACUGUACAUGGUGUUGCUCAGCUAGCAGCCAGGACUAUGAAAUGUGAAGCUUUUUAGUUCGUUUCCACUUUCCCUCCUGAAUAUGAAUGCACUGGCAAAUUGUUGUUGUGCAAUUAUUUUCUCAGCAAUUUUCCGAGGAACUUCAAGGCCACUCUUAUGAACACUAAAGUGUGUGAGGACAGGAAUGUAGAUCUGUGAUGUUUAACACUUUAGUCUGCACAUGACAAACUGUCAAAGUGUCACUGAGCAAUUACUGCCGAUAUCAUUGGAUUAAAAGCAUUCAUGAUCUGUAAGUACAGAAUGUGUACUAACAACAGGACCUAAUUUCACAAGCUGGUGACACCUUAUUUGGAUAGUCUGCUUACAGAGAGUUUACACAUCAUUUGUAACAUUUCAACAGGUUAUUAGCUGAGAUUCAACAAUUCAACCGUUUCACUAACACUGACCAUUAAAUGUGUUACUAAUUGUUGGUUGAAUAUUUGUAUAUACAAUGUUGAACAUUAGUUAAAUAUUAGGGUGUUCAACAAAGAUCAGUGAAAUGUUACAAAUACUCUGUAAACUCUCUGCUAAGUAGACUAUCCAAAAUGCUUGCAGCCAAAUAUUUUUGGAGAAAAAAAAAAAAAAAAAGAUAAUUGGUGCAGUGACGAGUCACAUCAAUUUAAGAGAGGGGAGCUCUUUGGAUACAAGGCUGAUUAGCGGAAAAAUAAUGGAAUACUGAAGGGCAUGUCCAGACUUUAAGAGAUGAAAAAGCUAUCUUGGCACAUUUGAAGCUGCCUGUGCAACUGCUACACACAAUCUGCUGUGGUUUCACAGCCUUACAUCAAGCCUGCAGCAGUGUAAGGUGGUCACAAAAAGCUGCAGGUACAGUAUGUUUUAAACCAGCCAUAUUCUUUAAUUUCACACUUUUAAAUGAAUGGUGAUCGCCUUGGACAUUUUGGAUGCAUCCAUCAUUUUUCUUCUUAUCUGCCAAACAGUGUACCUGCACCCCUGAUGCUACCUCUAAAUAGGAGUGAACAUUAAUGUCUUUUAAUGUGUGCAGUGCAAUUUCUCAGAGGUCUCAGAUGAAGUCAAGAUACUUUUUAAUGAGUUGGUUUGCUCCCAACCGACUAAAUACAAUUAACAAAGAGUGCUGUUGGAAGGAAAUGGCAACGCAUUCCUUUUACAGUGGUUUAAAUACCAUCUUUACAUCAUCUCAUUGCUGUAUACAGUAUGCUGUAAAUGUAUUCAUAAAGGUUGGUCAAGGACAACAGCAGCCAACAAUUUUAGACUAACAAACACUCUGCCUUGCCUUGUCUUGCCUUUGCCCUGCAAAUGUGAGAAUUCACACAAGCUCAGUGAGAAUGACCCUAUGGGAAAUUGUUUUCUGCGAACACCAUGAGAAAGAUGAGCAUGUUCUGUUUCCACGUAUCUGCCAACAGAGAGUGGAGUUUAUCUUGUAUUGAUUGUGAAGCCGGUCUGCCUUAGUAGACCACUCAAAGGAUUGAUGUUGGUUAGUGAAUGAAAACAAAGACAUAGAAGGAAAUAAUACUUUCUGUUGCACAGAAACCAAUUAUUUGUUAUUAUUCAUGAUUAUCCUGGAGUUUAUUGUCAUCUGUGAAUGUGCAGAGACAUGUGGCACCUUUCUAGUGAAUUUGUGAAAAUACUAAUGUAUUCCUCAACACGUAAUCAGUUCCAUUAACAGCUAUUGUGCAGCAGUUAAUACUGUAUACGCUUCAACAGUAACAUCAGGGGUCUUAAUUAAUUUGCAUUUAAAACAAUGACUACAUUUAUUCGCAAGUUGCUGUGGGAUAUGUCGGUUUUACGAUCGACUCAAUCAGCUUCCACUUGAAUCUGCGUCAUGUAAUUAUCUCAGUUCCCUGCCCAGGAGAGUCUGAAGCUUUCUGCUCCUCAGCAGAGGAAAAGUAAUUACACAAAUAUCCCCUUAUAGCUAGUUGGCUCUAUAUGUGGUUGUGAAUUUUCCAGGGUGUUACAUCCCGCCCAACCCCCACAGUGGAAAGGAAAACGAGACAAUAAUAAUUCAUUCUUUCUAAAUAGAAAACAUGAUACAUUUCAACCCUCCUUAAUAGAGCCAGUAAAAGCAUGCACAGUGCUUACAGGCAGGACUUUGUGUGAUUCUGCAGUACAGUUUACUCAUAUGAAAUAUGAAUGUUCUUGCCACAUGGUUACAUGAGAUUAAAAUACCUGCAAACUCCAGUUUACUGAUCCACAAGGUGUAAUCUUCAAAGACGAUGAUAAUUAAUGUUUGGCGUCAUGAAAAUGUGUUUCACAGCUGAAUUUGCUUUCUGCUACAAAAAUGUUGUUGCACAUUAAUGUCUACGUUACAUAUGAGCUCCUAUAAGAGAGGACACAACAGAAGCUAUCCAAGCUUUCAUUGUAAGGACUGUCAAGAUCGGUUUGCUCACAUGCUUAAAUGGUGUUCAUCUGUAUACGGAACAGGCCAUUUCAGCAGGCAAUUACACACCAGAGUCCUGCACCAGCACAGACGAGGAGGGUACAAUUACAUAAUGAUUUGAAAAAAGGCUUUAUGAGGCCCAGAGAAUCUGCUGUUUCCAGCUGGCUCCAUCUCAUUCACUCAAGUCACUAAUGCAUGGAAGUGAUUUAUCGGUUGUCUCAUGACCUGAGGAGCCAAAUGAUGUCUGAGAUUAGAUUGUUUCUGACAAAAAUGUUGUAAAAAAAAAAAAAAAAAAAAAAUCAUCUGAUAUUUUGUGUUUGUGCUCACUUUUCAAACAUACUGUAUGUAUUUUUCAAACACUGAAAAAAAUAUGGCUUGUUUAAAUGUUGGAGAUAUUUCUGUCAACUUCCUUGGAAAUCCUACAGCUUGAUGUGUUACUGUUCGUGUGAUAAUUUGAUUGAGGCCAUAAUAGUCAUUCUGACCAUCUCUGUAACAUAUAUACUGUAACACAAACAGUAUACUUUAUCAUUGUAAAGAUGGGGAGAAAAACAAAAGAGCACUUCAUUUCUAUCGACCCUUCAGACUUUCACAGUUUGUUUUUACCAGUCUGGUGACAGGUAAAGUCACAUUCUAUAAAAGAAAGAUUAGCACAGUUUUCACAAGAGGGUUAAAACAGUGACCAACAUGGUUGUUCUGGUUGAAAGACUUUUUACAAUGAGCAUGUGUCCUUUCAAGAAAUAACUGAACAACUCGACAAGAUAUUUUUAGUUUCUUGUCUCUGCGGUAUCAAGAAAUCACAUACUGGCCCAGCGAGCAGUUCACUGAUAAGGCACAUGAUGAUCUUUUGCUGCCAAUCUGAAGCUCCCACCAAGCAGACUUUGCUUGGUGGGAGCUUCAUUAUUGUAAGUGUAAAAAGGGAAGAAGUACCUGACAGGUAAACCAAGCAAAGUGUUGCUCAAGUCAGUUUAAAAAGCAUAUGAUGGUGUCACGUGUGCAUACAUAGAAUGGAAACAGGUUUGUGCCACCAGCCAAGGCUCCACCGAUGAAUGUAAAUAAUAUGCUGGAUGUCUAUCAGACGUCCAUCAUCUUAUCUUUUGUUCACAUUAUGCCUCUGCUUUUGAAUGUUAAACAACACCUCUGUGCACUCUGACAGAAGUCUCUGCCAACUCUGAACUCUGAGACACGAUUCUCAGAUGAGGGCUAUCUCUGCGCUUUCGCAUGCCUCCUGUUUCUUUGUCUGUGCUCUUCUUCUGUGUGCUGGGGAGGAAUGUAUUUUUUUCCUCUCAUAUUUUGAUUUAUCUGUCAUAGAUAGGAUUACGUAACAUAAGGCUGUGAUGAAGGAGGAAAUAUCUACCUACCUGUGUCCUUCUGGUACUUUAUGUCUUUGUCCUGUUCUCGGCUUGUAUCAGUUCAACAUGCGACGCACUUUUGAUUUAUUUUGUUGCCCUGUUCUUGGCUUACGUGGUGGUGUAAUAUUCUAUUAAAGGACCUGAACAUAUUUUCUCAAUAUGUGUUGGGCUUUUGUGGUUGUUGAAGCAUGUUUUCUUAUUAAAUAUUUAUACAUCUUCACUAUCAUACUAAUUAAUGACUGAUAGGGAUGGGGCGUACAGUGUUUUUUAUGAGUAUUGUGCCUCCUGACUGAACUGUGGUCAGACUGAGCCAAGCAAUAUAUUUUGAAAAACUGAGGAACAUGGAUGUGUGGGCGCCCAGUGGUCUAAAACUCAUACCACUAAACCACCAAGUCCCCAGUUCAUAUAGUCUGGCGAGGGGUAUUUGUUGAAUGUUUCUUCCCAUUUUCACAGUCACACGCCACUUGUGCAAUAAAGACAAAGAAAGUAUUAAAAUAAUAAUAAAUGUGUUUCAUUUUUAUUUUCAAAAAUCUAUUAUGUGUAAAAAAAAUUUAAAAAAAGCCAUAAAACUGAAAAAAGAACCAGAAACAUUCUUUAAAAAAAAAUAAUUAUAUGCUGAGCCUUGUUUUCUGUUCUGUAAUGUUUUGAUAUACGAGAAUGAUAAUUUAACUGAGAAUGAUGUUGUUGAUUGUUGAAAUGCCGCUGGCCAUUGCAAAGCAUGUGUACGCUCCUAUUGUUUGUUGACCUUGUGCAAUGUCUUACCCAUGGGCCAAUAAAAUGGAACAAUGUGUUCUAUA